AUGAAUGAUGAAGACGAUAUAACCUCUCCAUCAUUAGAAUCAGACCUCGAUCUUUUGCCCUCGCAGCAACCCAAGUCAGUGCUACCCAAAGCUGCAGCAGUACUAUCACUGAUGGCAUCUCCAUAUAGACCACAAGGAUCACCCGCUCCAUCAUUGAGUCUUCAAGCAUCGUCGUCGUCGCCGUCACGGCUUGCCAACUUAGUCAAAGUCAUCAAGAAAUAUAUCAGCUUUUUGGGUCCGGGAAUCAUGGUCUCGGUAUCAUUCAUGGACCCAGGAAAUUACUCGACAUCAGUGACGGCUUCGAAGUUUCAAUAUAAAUUGUUGUUCUCGAUAUUUGUUGCAAACAUCAUGGCGAUUUUCCUCCAGCUGUUGUGCGCGAAACUCGGGGCGGUCACCGGGCUAGACUUGGCCCAGAAUUGCAAGAAACACAUUUCCAAAAAAUGGAAUCUCACCCUAUAUGUUCUAACCGAAGUGGCGAUCAUUGCCACCGACUUGGCAGAGGUCAUUGGUACCGCGAUCUCCCUCAAUAUCUUAUUUGGCAUUCCUUUAUUUUUGGGGGUGGUGCUUACCAUCAUCGACGUGCUCAUUGUGUUAAUGGCGUAUCGUCCUAAUGGUCCAAUGAUUAUCGUGAGGAUCUUUGAAGCUUUUGUCAGCUGUCUUGUUCUCGGAACCGUGAUUUGUUUUGCAGUGGAAUUAGUAACGAUAUCGAACAAUAUCACCGUCAAAGAAAUCAUCAACGGGUUUUUACCUUCCAAAACCGUGAUUGAAAACGAUGGGCUUUAUAUUAGCCUUGCGAUAUUGGGGGCCACUGUGAUGCCCCAUUCAUUAUACUUAGGGUCAGGGCUUGUGCAACCUCGGUUGAAAGAGUACGAUAUUAAAAUGGGCAACUACCUGGAAGAAGAACACCUGGAAGCUGACCCUGGCAAACAUUACGUUCCUUCAAUCGAUGCUAUCAACGAGACUAUGGGGUAUACAAUAACCGAGCUUGUGGUAUCGCUAUUCACCGUUGCCCUUUUCGUUAAUUCGGCAAUUCUCAUUAUCGCCGCCGCAACGUUCAAGGACUCCAAUACUCAAGAGACCGAGAACGCUGAUUUAUUCACGAUUUACAAUCUUCUUAGUGCUAAUUUGUCACGGACUGCUGGGACGAUCUUUGCCCUUGCCCUUUUAUUUUCUGGACUUUCUGCAGGGGUGGUAUGUACUUUGGCAGGACAAAUGGUGUCAGAAGGGUUUCUUGAUUGGACCAUCACCCCAUCAUUAAGACGGACCAUCACCAGAUCCAUUGCCAUUGUUCCUUGUCUUGUGCUCUCGCUACUUUCUGGUAGAGAAGGGCUUUCUAAUAUUUUGAAUUUCAGCCAAGUGGUGCUCAGUUUCUUGUUACCGAUUGUUUCGGCACCACUUAUUUACUUCACCAAUAGUAAACGGAUCAUGAAGGUAGGUAUCAGGAAGUCUUCAAUGUACCACCAAAACCAUGGUUCCGGCAACGAGAUCCAGCUAGAUUGUUUGAACAAUCCUCUGUCACCAGGGGAAGUCAUAGAAUUCGAUGAGUUGGAUGACGAUGAAGGGGAUCAAUUACUACAAAAUAACCCCCAACAACAACAACAACAGAUGAUAGAUGAACAUGAGAUUGUGGCCUAUAAGGAUAUGUCCAACGGCACCAUUACCAAGAUGUUGUCAAUAAUAAUAUGGUUGUUCAUUACGAUAUUGAACUUUUACUUGGUGUUCAGUUUGAUGAUGGGUAAAGAUAUUCCUUUAUAG
Molecule: messenger RNA, 1755 nt
Organism: Saccharomycopsis crataegensis
Lineage: Eukaryota; Fungi; Ascomycota; Saccharomycetes; Ascoideales; Saccharomycopsidaceae
Gene: SMF2
Product: divalent metal ion transporter SMF2
Exons: 1
Coding region: 1-1755 (584 amino acids)
Biological process (GO): iron ion transport; intracellular manganese ion homeostasis
Cellular component (GO): plasma membrane
Molecular function (GO): manganese ion transmembrane transporter activity; cadmium ion transmembrane transporter activity
Source: RefSeq, a predicted model, not a curated record